Molecule: messenger RNA, 807 nt
Organism: Naegleria gruberi
Lineage: Eukaryota; Heterolobosea; Eutetramitea; Acrasida; Naegleriidae
Exons: 4
Biological process (GO): protein phosphorylation
Molecular function (GO): ATP binding; protein kinase activity
Source: RefSeq, a predicted model, not a curated record
AUAGGACAAUAUCAAUUAUAUCAAACACUUGGUAAAGGAAACUUUUCCAAAGUUAAAUAUGGACAAGAUAUGAAUGAUGGAACAACGUGGGCUAUUAAAAUCAUUGAUCGUAAAAUGAUUCAACAGGAAAAUUUGGAAUCUCAACUGAGACGUGAAAUUGCCAUUAUGAAAUUAUUAUCACAUCGACAUGUUAUUAGAUUACGUGAAGUUUUACAAUCACCUAGUAAUAUUUAUAUUGUUUUAGAAUUGGUUACUGGUGGUGAAUUGUUUGAUCGUAUUGUAAAGGCUAAAAGAUUUGAUGAAUGUCAAUGUAGAAAAUAUUUCCAUCAACUCAUUUCAGGAAUUCACUAUUGUCAUGAACAAGGUGUAUCACAUAGAGAUUUAAAACCUGAAAAUUUAUUAUUGGAUGAUAAGGAUGUUUUGAAAAUUAGUGAUUUUGGUUUGAGUGCUUUAUGUGUUGGAGCAGGUGAUUCAAAAAAGAUGUUAACUACUACAUGUGGUACUCCAAAUUAUGUUGCACCUGAAGUAUUAAUGGAAAAAGGGUAUGAUGGUAAAAAAGCUGAUAUUUGGUCAUGUGGUGUAAUAUUAUAUGUCAUGUUGUCUGGUCACUUUCCUUUUUCAGCUGAUUCCAUACAAGAAUUAUUUAAAAAGAUUAAGAAUGGAGAAUAUAAUCCAUUUCCUGAAUAUUUUUCAUCGGAUGCUAAAGAUUUAAUUAGAAGAAUGUUGGUAGUUAAUCCAGAUUUUAGAAUUUCAACAGAGAGUGUACUGAAACAUCCGUGGUUUACUCAGGAGGAAGAAUACAAUUUA